Molecule: messenger RNA, 1311 nt
Organism: Ceratosolen solmsi marchali
Lineage: Eukaryota; Metazoa; Arthropoda; Insecta; Hymenoptera; Agaonidae
Gene: Nt5a
Product: 5' nucleotidase A
Exons: 1
Coding region: 1-1311 (436 amino acids)
Molecular function (GO): 5'-nucleotidase activity
Source: RefSeq, a predicted model, not a curated record
AUGAAGACAUUUAUCUUAAAUAAUUAUGAUUGCAUUGGAUUUGAUUUAGAUAGUACUAUUUUGCAAUACAACAUUAAGAAUUUAAUUCAGUUAGAAUAUAAAUUAAUUAUUGACUUUCUCAUUAAUAAAAGAGGUUAUAACCCAAAAUAUUUUAAUGAAUCUUUAACGGACAAAGAUUGGGAUUUUAUGCAAAAUGGAUUAUUCUUUGAUUUUGAGAAAGGUAAUAUUUUGAAACUUAGUUCCAAGGGAAAGGUGCAUAGUGCAAGUCAUGGAACUAAGUUUUUAAAUGAUGAAGAAAUUGAACAGUAUUAUUCUAAUCGAUUAUGGGAUUUAAGUAAAAUAUUUAUUGAAAAUCCAUUAGUAACAAGAAAUGGACCAUUAUCAUUAAAAAUUAGAACAUUAUUGACUUGUUUUGAUAUGCCAAUCAGUAUAAUUUUUGCCAAAGCAGUUGACUUAUUAGAUGAAGAAAAUGGUAAACCCUUAGAUAAAUAUAAUAUCUUGCCUGAUCUAUUGGAUGCCAUUCUUGACAUGUAUGAAAGGGAACAACUAAGGAAUAAUGCUGGAAAUUUUUAUUCAGAACUUAAAAGAAAUCCAGAAAAAUACAUUAAAAAAUGUAGUCCUGAAGUGUUAGCUUGGAUUCAAGAGCUUAAGAAAACAAAGAAAAUUUUUCUUGUCACUGGAUCUAACUUUGAUUUUGUUGAAUUUACUACUAGUUAUGCAUUCUGUGAAAAUUUACAAUCACUUUUUGAUAUAAUUGUAUGUUAUGCAAAGAAACCAGGAUUUUUUACUGAAAAUCGACCUUUUUAUUCCUUAAAAAAUAAUUAUGAGGAUAAAAUAUUAUCCAGUGAAGAACUUGAAGUAGGAGGAAUUUAUAAUCAAGGAAAUUUUAAAGAUUUGCAUAAAUUUUUAGCACGAAUUUCAAAUAUAAGCAAUCCCAAAUGUCUUUACAUUGGUGACAAUUUAAUAGAAGAUAUAUAUUCUCCUAAUGUUAGUGGAAGCUGUAAUACAUUAGCUAUUAUAUCAGAACAAUUAUCAGAAGGGAUGUUAGGUUAUGAUAUUCCUCAAGAUUAUGAACAGGUUUGUAAUUCAAAAGUAUGGGGCUCUUUUUUUAUUCUAAAAAAUUCAAGUGGUCAUGAGCAUUCAUAUUGGAAUCAUAUGAUUAAAAAAUACUCAAAAAUUUGUAUACCUGAAUUGAAGAUGAUUAUCAACAUAUCUCUAGAUGAGCCUUUAAAAUGUUUUUGUAAUGAAGAUGAUGAUAAAGAAUUAAAUGGUUAUUAUCCUGCAAAACCAAUUUCUAUAUUUAAUUUAUAA